AUAUCAGUCCAAUGUUAGUAUGGGCUCCCCCAAGGCAGGAGGCCGUAACUAAACGCAGAAACAGCUUCAAAGUCGUUGAGCAGAGAAAAGGGGCAAAACAAAGAAAGGAAUCGAAAAACCAAAGGAAGGAGGAGGCUAAAUUGCAGAGCUAAUUAAAAAAUCAAUGGAUAGAAUGUUCUACAGAGGGUAUUACACUUUCCCUAGAUAUCCUGAUGGUGGUGAUGGGCGCGAAAUGGGUGCCAAGCGUCAGAGAUUAGUUGAUCAGGGUCCUUCAUACUAUGGAACUUCCCCUGGUCCGAGUUUUAUGUAUAAUCCACCACCUUAUGGAUAUGUUGCCCAACCUCCACCAUUCCCUGUUGUCCGACUUCGUGGCCUCCCCUUUGAUUGCACAGAAACAGACGUGGCUGAGUUCUUUCAUGGUCUGGACAUAGUAGAUGUUCUUUUUGUCCACAAAGGUGGAAAGUUUACUGGUGAAGCUUUUUGUGUUCUGGGUUGUCCUCUUCAAGUUGAUUUUGCCCUUCAAAAGAAUAGGCAGAACAUGGGCAGGCGAUAUGUUGAGGUUUUCAGAAGUAAGAGGCAGGAUUAUUACAAGGCAAUAGCAAAUGAAGUUUCAGAUGCCCGUGGUGGUGGUUCGCCACGACGAGCUCCAAGGGCUAAAUCUUAUGACGAGGGAAAGGACUCAGCUGAACAUACAGGAGUAUUACGUUUGAGAGGACUGCCAUUUUCUGCUGGCAAGGAUGACAUAAUGGAGUUCUUUAAAGAUUUUGUGUUGUCAGAGGAUUCAGUUCAUAUUACAAUGAACUCAGAGGGGAGGCCAACUGGGGAAGCCUUUGUGGAGUUUGCUAGUGCAGAAGACUCAAAGGCAGCAAUGGCAAAGGAUAGAAUGACUCUUGGGAGUCGUUACAUAGAGCUGUUCCCAUCAUCAAUUGAGGAGCUGGAAGAAGCAGUUACAAGAGGCAGAUGAUGUUUGCUUCUGCUAUUUGUACUACUGGUGAAGUUAAACUGCCUUAUUGUUUAAAUUUGGCCUCUUUAUUUUCUCUUCAGUUAGUAUAUUUGGCAUAAUUUUGAGCUUGUAUGUUUAUUUUCUUUUUAUUAGAAUCCCAAAUGAGAACCUAUGCAUUUUAGUUA
Ricinus communis (castor bean) is the source of this 1128-nucleotide messenger RNA. Its product is annotated as heterogeneous nuclear ribonucleoprotein F. Gene Ontology annotation, molecular function: RNA binding. The record is from RefSeq and is a predicted model, not a curated record. The coding region runs from base 164 to 964 and encodes 266 amino acids. The transcript has 2 exons. Gene Ontology annotation, cellular component: ribonucleoprotein complex. NCBI's taxonomy places the organism in Eukaryota, Viridiplantae, Streptophyta, Magnoliopsida, Malpighiales, Euphorbiaceae.